GCGCGGUGGCCACUGGCGGCGGCAGCAUGGAGGGCACGGGCAGCUCCUGGAGGCCGCCGCGCUCGUGCGAGGAUUACUGGGGGGAGUGGAAGCAUUGCCGCGGGCUGCGCCACGCCUUCCACCACUACUACGCGCACGGGGAGCUGCCGGAGUGCGGCCGCUGGCGGGAGGACUACGAGGCCUGCCGAGCCUGGGAGAGGGACCGCUCCCCCGCCGCGCAGGAAGCUUUGUGCAAGAGUGAAAGAGCUCGAGUUAUGGAAAAACAGAAAUAUGCUCCAGUGUGGAAGCUCAGGAAGAGCCCGCCAUCUGACUGGUAUCUACCACUUGACCACGACAAAUCAAAUUAACAAGACUGUUUUCUGUGUUUGGUCAGUAACAUAAUACACAAUUCAGAAUUAUGCAAUUUUUUUCCCUUCUGCAUCAUCUUGAAGUUAUUCAACUGUACCUCUGCCCUACAAUACUUUAGCACUCACUCAAAAAUUCUGAAAUUUUAUUUAAACACUGAAUAUUUUUAAAAGGAGAUUUGAGGUGCUUAAUUUGGUUGUGGUCUUUUACUGUUGAUUUACAUAGCAAGAUUUCAUUUCAGCGGGCACUUUUCCAUUAAUGCAUACAUGCUCUAGCUAUGAGGGCCUCUUGCCCUACCAGCUGGCAUUGAGCACUUCUGGAACAAGGUACCCACCCCAGACCUGCCAAAUGGGGAAAAAAAACCAACUAGCUAGGACUCUUCCUUGCUGGCUCAGGACAAUCCCAAAUACUGGCAUUUAGAGGACAUUUCUCAGAAUCAGGGUUGUGGUGGUUGAAGAGCUUCUCACCUGUGGGCUGCACACCCUGGAACUGCUCUCCAGUGGUGCUGUGUGCUGUGGGACUACUCAGAACUACUCAAAAAUAAAGGUUUAAACGAA
This is a messenger RNA of Melospiza georgiana, 902 nucleotides long. RefSeq names its product chromosome 18 C22orf39 homolog (gene C18H22orf39). Bases 27 to 347 code for a protein of 106 amino acids. Lineage: Eukaryota; Metazoa; Chordata; Aves; Passeriformes; Passerellidae. The transcript is spliced from 3 exons. The record is from RefSeq and is a predicted model, not a curated record.